Molecule: messenger RNA, 5118 nt
Organism: Pangasianodon hypophthalmus (striped catfish)
Lineage: Eukaryota; Metazoa; Chordata; Actinopteri; Siluriformes; Pangasiidae
Gene: prrg1
Product: proline rich Gla (G-carboxyglutamic acid) 1
Exons: 4
Coding region: 736-1338 (200 amino acids)
Cellular component (GO): extracellular region
Molecular function (GO): calcium ion binding
Source: RefSeq, a predicted model, not a curated record
AAUUCUGUCAUCAGUUAUUCACCGUCAUGUCGUUCCAAACCCAUACAGCAGAGGAAGAGGGAUGCUGUAUGCAGACUCCAAUCAACUGCAUUUCCUGGAUGCCAGAAGCUUGAGAAACUUCCUCUGCUGUAAACAGAGCAUGCUUCCGAGUCCGGUUGUAUUGUGAGAACAUCGACUCUCGCAUCACACAACACGCAUGCGUCGUGGUUCUCUUGUGGAAGUGAAGAUAUUUUGUGAAUAAAGACUUAAUUUCAUUUUUUUUGCACACACACAGCAUUUGUAUCACUCGUAUAAAAUUGGGAUUAAACCUCUGGAGUCACAUGGAUUACUUUUACGAUGCCUUUAUGAACUUUUUUAACUUGAAAGUUUUGAUUACAUGGACCGUCAAUGGAGGGACCGAAAUCUCCCAGGUUUUAUUAAAAAUAUUUUCAUUUGUGUUCUGAAGAUUAAUAAACGUCUACUGGGCUUGGAAUGACAUGAGGAUGAGUAAUUAAUGACAGAAUUUUCAUUUUUGGGUGAACUAUUCCUUUAAUAGCUAAACUACUGCAGGAUAACACACCAAUCUGGCAACCUCAUUCUAACGUUAUUGUCAGUUCAAUCUGGCAACCUUUGUUUGUAGUCAUGAGGGACGCGCUCUCUCUGCGCAGUGCGCAUGCGCGGUUUCUUAGGCAUCAGGGUGAAGAAACACACUGGGCGCAGUUUUGAAAGUGUAAGGGUUGCGGAGCUGCAGGAAUCAUGGGAACCGUGUUCCUGUCAGCGGACGAGGCGCACGCUGUGCUGCGGAGGCUCCCGCGGGCCAACUUCUUCCUGGAAGAGAUGAAGCAGGGAAACAUCCAGCGCGAGUGUAGGGAGGAGAUCUGUAACUACGAGGAGGCCCGAGAGGCGUUCGAGAACGACGAGAAGACGCGGCGAUUCUGGGAGGAAUACCAGCGCGAGAGCAGCCCCAAACCCGGAGGACUUCAGUCCAUAGUGGGCGGAGUCAACUCGCUGUACCUGGUCCUGCCCCUGCUGCUGCUGCUGCUGCUCAUCGCCGCCGUCACGUUCACCGCGUGGAGGUGCCACUCGCGCAAAAGAUCCCAGCGCAGCCCCGCCAUCGCCCAGAGAGACUCCGCCCUCGCCGUCGUUUCCAUGGACCAGUGGGGGCAAAGCUAUCAGCCUGACCCCGCCUAUUCUGGUGAUGACAUCACACCCGGGCAGGUCAGCGCCGCGGAUCCGCCUCCGUCAUACGAGGAAGCCGUGGGUCACAUGGAUGUGCACGUGGAGGCGGAGCCUCCGCCCCAGUACGAUGACAUUGUCAGAGGCCCUGCGAGCAACACUGUGAUUGGUCAGGCCAAGUGAAGCACGCUCCAAUCACAACGCGCCCUCACUCCUGAGGUUUACUCCACGCCAAUCGCUGCUUCUGUUAGCGCUCUUUACAACGAGAGACUGCGUGCAACUCGCCAGUUCACUGCUGAAAUAGACGUUUUAAUACAAUUAAUACCAGCAACCGCCAGAAAUAAGAGCGCUAACACUCCGAUCAAGUUCUAACAGCGAAGAAAAUAGAUUUGUUUUCCAAAAAACAAAAAAAUACCAUAUACUCAGUUUGCCACAGUAUAUAUCACUCCGGAGUGUAAGAUCCAACUUCUUACAAUCUGCUCACAGAAAAAUAUAUAAAUGUUGCAUUAGCGCAACGGGCAUUUUUAUUUUAUUUUUAUACAUUGCCAUAAUUACUAAAUUCUAAAAUUAGUCAAUUUUAUGCUAGUUCUUUUAGUGAUUAAGAAUCUCAAACACAAACCCUGAAACUCAUUUGAACGAGUCUUUUAAAGAAAAACGUCAGACGUAUCGAGUCAAAAUCAUCCAAAUGCAGAAUAGAAAUCUUUUUUGGUCAAAAUAUAUUCGGUGCAAAGACUUUCCACUUUGCUCCCCUAUGAAAAUUUUCCCGUAACUACUGGAGUAUUACGACUACUAUUAUAAAGAAACACUAAUAAACAGGCAAAAAUUGCAUCUUAUAGUCCAGGGAAUGAUAAUAUAUUAAAUCCGAAUGCAUCCUAACCGGCGAAGGAAACACAAAGGUUUUGUUUAUCAAGAAUGAACUUGAGAAGUCGUGUGUCAGGCAGUAAAUAAGAAGUGUAAAUACAACAGCUCGUCCAGUUCUGCUGCUGCUGCUGCGAGUUAUCCGAGUGAGCCGUCUCACUGUCAUUCCUCAUCAGGCUUCACUGCUGCUGGGCCUGAAACCCUGAAAUCGAGCCAAACCUCAGCUCCCGGGUGCAAAAAGCCUGAGUCAUAGGAUCGAGAAAAGCCGAGGAAGCACACUUUUCUUCUUCAUCUACUUCAUCUUCUUCAUCUUCUUCACUUUCUUCUGCUUUUACACCUUAGCUCUCCAAUAUUCCAGCUCAUUACAUACUGCAACAGUAGCACCCAUGAUCCGAUAGCUGUAACGCAGAGUGUGUGCUCUAACACACCCGAUCGAUAGGAAACGAGUGUGUGAGUGUAGAGUAAGCGCUAAUGUGUGCAGCGCUGUAGCCAGACUAGCAUAUCGCCAGCAUUCAGCUCCAUUCACACCAGCAAGUGACGGUUCGUUUUCUGUGAAAGUGCGCAUGAAUGUGAUGUUAAAAUUCUAACACGUUUUAUGCAAAUUAGUUACACGAACAGAGACGAUGCGACUUGUCGGGUUUUUCGGACCGAUCGUAUGUCCGUUUAGUUACAUUUACAGAAAAGAAAAAUGUUACGGCGAUUUCUAGUAGCUGUGGAAAAAAUGUAAGGAAUAAAGCACUAGGUGUCGUGCUAUUCUAGGAAAGUAAUCAAAGACCACUUUUAUUUUUCUUUUAAAAAUAAUAACACUUGUCUACGAUUACAUUUUUUCUACUUUUUAUCCAUUUACAGUUACAGUUUUAUGUAUAAAUGUGAUACCAGUAUCGCAUCAAAAAUAGAAAAUAAAAAUAGCAUCUGUUUUUUUUUUUUUGUUUUUUUUUUUAAUUUUUUGUGCUAGCACUUUGUUAGCAAUUUAAUUAUCAUGACGCAUUUUGUUUCUCAGUAACAAGCUGCAUCUCUGUUUUUUUUUUUUUUGUGUUCUUAUUAACUUCAGAAGAGGAAAAAGAGAGAGGCUGGUGAGGGAACGAUUGUUUAUAGCUGCUGUAAUGUAACUGAGGAACGAACAGGAACUAACUUGUUCCGCAUUAAAUGUAACUAUAAAUGGAUAAAAAGUCUUUUGUGAAUUGCUGUGGUAUAAGAAGAAUAAAACAGUUCAGGAUGUGCCAUUUAUAGGAACUUAAUCACCUCCCCUUCAUCACGCCAGGCAGAUCAUUGAUUAUUUUUUUAUUCCCGCAUGACACAAAGUGGUUUAUUCCUCUUAUACCACCUCUUAUUCAUCUGCAACUUCUAAUCUUUGGCUCUCAGUCCUGAUGCACUGAGAUAAAUCACGCUAUUACAGAGGAAAGAAAUGAUUCAGAGUUUAAAUUUAGCAAGAAAUGUUAUUUUCUUUAUUGUGGCUGUGAGUCACGUAAAUUAAAAUAAAUUAAAAUAAAUUAAAAUGUUCAGCCAAUUGAAAGGCAGCGUUAGGAGGCAGAUGACGGACAGAUUUAAAGACGGUAACGUGUCCUCUGUGGAAGUUUGUAAAGCAGCAGAUAAAAAUGUUUAACUCUGUUAAUUACUCUGUUCAUUUACGUAGCAUUUUUAAAGAACAAAAUACAAUAUAAUUUUGUGAAUCACGCUAAAAAAUUGCGCAGUUUAUCGUCUGUAAAUUGCGACGGUUUGCAAAAGUGGAAAAUUUGCUAUGCACUAUUUUUUCUAUUAAUUACUUUUUUUUUUUCUUUCCACAAAGUGAAUUUGUUCAUAAUGAAACACUUUGCUACAGGAAAAUCAGGUGAAAAUAACCUCACAGACUGUAAUAACUGUACUUUAAAACACAGCAUCAUGCAGCACACUUGUUUGUUUGUUUUGUUGUUUGUUUGUUUGUUUUUUUGCUUUAAUUGAUUGCAGGAUUUCUGAUCUACACGGAGUUCACUAACACGGUUUUUAACGUCUGAUGUGAAGUGUGUUGUUGCAAAAAACUCAACACUAGUCUGUUUGUGGAGUGUUUUUUUUUGUUUUGUUUCGUUUUUAAAUCAGAUAAAGAAAUAUUCAUUUCUCCUGGGAAAAUGAGGAUUUACAUUUUUUGGAAUGUAUUUAAAAAAAAAAAUUUUCUAGUUUUGUCUGCACAAAGCCAUAUUUGGAUGCAAGACAUUUCUCAAGAUGUCCAAAAGUUUACGUAGUGUUUAAAGGAAUUGUUUGGUUAAAAAAAAAUGUACACAAUUUUAUUUCCUUUCCCACAAACGUAGUCCAUGAGCCAAGACCACGUCACCCAAAAUCUUUUCCCAAAAUAGUAAAAUAAUAACUGUAUGAUCUUCAUGUCUGCAUGAACUUCUUUUUGGAGGCGGAGCCUCGGGAUUGUCUAAGAUGGCCGCCCUCGUGACGUUCCAGCGGUCAGCUCCAUGGUGGCGUUUUGUUUUGGUUUAGAAAUGACAGAUUCGCACUCUGCCCCAUGCAGAUAUUUACAGAAAAGAUUGCGGGUGACUUUCUUUACGUUAGCUACAUCAGCCUCGUAGCUCUAGUGCCAAACUACAGAAGCAAACUUCUCACACUGAAUAUUAAAUAAAAACAUGAAGGUCAUGGUAGAACUGUGUGGCGAAAAGUUAAAGGAAAACUCCACCCUGAUCGACUUUGUUUAACUUUUCUCAGUCUGUUUUCUUUUUUUUUUUUCACCUGAUAGUGGUGCAGUGGGAUUAAUGCUGCAUUCACGACAACUUGGAACUCUAAACUGUGAAAAUUCACUGUUAAUAGCGCUGAAAAUGACAUGAAAGCGCAGUUUGAUUAAAAAAAAAAUAAAAUACUGCAAAAAGUGAAUUAACAUGUAAGUUCUCAAAGUAUCACUCAGUUAAAUGUUGCUGAUUGAAAAACAUGAAUAAAAAAAAAGAUGAUCUUGCGUUAUCACUUAGGUUCGAGAUCAUUGAAUUGUUUCUCUCCUUUCAAACUCCAUUGUAACUACGCUAGCAGUAACCAUGACAACACACCCAUGCGACAUCAGAUCGGCCCCCAACGCGCAAACUUCUCACCGCGAUAAUGAAAAUACAGCAACGUCCAACAAACUGGCACCAGAAUCAC